Molecule: messenger RNA, 1321 nt
Organism: Lontra canadensis (Northern American river otter)
Lineage: Eukaryota; Metazoa; Chordata; Mammalia; Carnivora; Mustelidae
Gene: A3GALT2
Product: alpha 1,3-galactosyltransferase 2
Exons: 5
Coding region: 107-1129 (340 amino acids)
Biological process (GO): carbohydrate metabolic process
Cellular component (GO): vesicle; membrane; Golgi apparatus
Molecular function (GO): hexosyltransferase activity
Source: RefSeq, a predicted model, not a curated record
GCUGGCUUGGAGCUGCUUUGUCCCAGUCACCAGGAACUGGUCGUUUCUACCCUGGCUCCGAGCUCGAGGGUUCUUCUUAGCCAGCUAUCUUCCCAGCUUCUCGAACAUGGCUCUCAGGGAGAGACUCAGGACCUGGAAGAGAAUCUUCUGUUGGCUGAUCCUCCUUGCGCUGGGCCUCCUAGGGCUGCUCCAGUAUGGGCUCCCCAUAGUCAGGCAUCUGGAAGCCCUCAUCCCCAUGGGCGUCUGCCCUUCUGCCAGAAAGGCCCUGCUGAGAGACAACUUCACGGGUCUCCUGAAUCCCUGGGCCCGGCCUGAUGUCCUGACCUGUACCUCCUGGGGGGCCCCCAUUAUUUGGGAUGGCACCUUCGACCCAGCUGCAGCCCAGCAAAAGGCUCUACAGCAGAACCUCACCAUUGGUCUGACUGUCUUUGCUGUAGGCAGGUACCUGGAGAAGUACCUGGCGCGCUUCCUGGAGACGGCCGAGCGGCACUUCAUGCUGGGCCAGCGCGUGGUGUACUACGUGUUCACCGAGCGCCCGGCCGCCGUGCCCCGCGUGGCGCUGGCGCCCGGCCGCCGGCUGCGCGUGGUGCGCGUGGCCCGCGAGCGGCGCUGGCAAGACGUGUCCAUGCAGCGUAUGCACACGCUGCACGAGGCGCUGGGCGGGCAGCUGGGCCGCGAGGCGCACUUCGUGCUCUGCAUGGACGUGGACCAGCACUUCCGCGGCGCCUUCGGGCCCGAAGUGCUGGCCGAGUCGGUGGCGCAGCUGCACGCCUGGCACUACCACUGGCCGCGGCGGCUGCUGCCCUACGAGCGCGACGCGCGCUCCGCCGCCGCGCUGGCGCCGGGCGACGGCGACUUCUACUACCACGCGGCGGUGUUCGGGGGCAGCGUGGCGGCGCUGCGCGGACUGACGGCGCACUGCGUGCGGGGCCUGCGGCGGGACCGCGAGCGCGGCCUGGAGGCGCGCUGGCACGACGAGAGCCACCUCAACAAGUUCUUCUGGCUGCACAAGCCCGCCAAGGUGCUGUCGCCCGAGUUCUGCUGGAGCCCCGAGAUCGGCCGCCGGGCCGAGAUCCGCCGACCGCGCCUGCUCUGGGCGCCCAAGGAGUACGCCGUGCUGCGCGACUAGGCCCCGCCGGGCCAGGAAGGGGGUCCCGGAAGCCGUGCGGGCGCCCCGGAGGGCGGCGAGAGCUUGGACGCAAACAGCCCUGCCCGCUUCGGCCAGGGGCGUGGCCGUGGGAUCGUGGCGGUGGGAGGAGGACCGUGGCCUUUGAGGAGUUUCUCGCUGGGAGGGAAAGAUCUCCUUUCCCCCACUUUCUAC